Molecule: messenger RNA, 1383 nt
Organism: Cryptococcus deneoformans JEC21
Lineage: Eukaryota; Fungi; Basidiomycota; Tremellomycetes; Tremellales; Cryptococcaceae
Product: expressed protein
Exons: 7
Coding region: 293-1324 (343 amino acids)
Source: RefSeq, a predicted model, not a curated record
AACAGAAAUUGUCAUUUCUGGCGAUAAAUUGAAAAAGGACUUCUUACAUAGGUGGCAUCUUCUAUAUGCCAUGAAUCUUACUUGCUCCCGUAUAUACGUAUAUAAUACUGCGACAAUCGAUAAAUAACCUACCGCGCUGAACGACCACUACCGACUGUCAAUAGUCCGCCGCUGAUCAACAAUAUUUCAGUGUCCUGCUGCCCAGCUCACUCCUUUGCUGCCUUCAUUGUUAAAAUAAGAGAUAUAGUGCCAUAACCUUUUUGUUGUUGUCAACGAUUACCACGCCGUUCCCAUGAGAGGCACUCGUCUUGACCUGCAACCUCUCACUCCAGAGGACAUCCCAGAUCCGGAAACUCCCGAGUUUCAACUGUUCCUCAAUAAUCACUUUGCGUUGGGAGUGAAGCUGAUUGAGACCAUGUCCGACUGGAAUCGGCACUCCUCGAAACAUGACUCCACUGUACAGAUCUUAAACCUUCCAUCCUCUUCUUCGUUUAAGCAUAUCCGAGAAACUCUAGGUGUGAAGGAAUUUUGGUGUGGGAGGGAAUCUCGACAUACUGAAGAAUCAUUGCGAAAUAUCCCGCAUCACCCUCCUAGUCAUGUGGCGCCUCAAACUGAUAGCACGACCAGACGAGACUCUUUCAAUCCUAUAGGUCUUGUUCGAAGCUUGAGUCACAGGUUCUCUCGACAAUCUGGAGAGUCGCACAUUGGGCAGACAACUGGAAAUCCAGAUGGGGAACAGCAGGAUGGAAAUGUACCUGAAGAGACUAGGCAGGCUCAAGUGAUGUCCUGUACACCUGAUGGACUGUACGAGAGAUUCAGGAGAGGUUUGUUAGAAUACCAUAGUCAAAAUGAGCGCGAAUAUAUCGAAGCUUGCCGAGAGACCGAGUGUCUACAUGUUUACAAGAAACAUGUAGCGGAAGUAUGGCGUUUGACUUACAAAACUCCGCCUCCGACAAAUCCUCGAACCUUUGUAGUCCUCCUACUUUCUAGAGAGCUGAUAAGCGAACCUCACGGCGAGCGCGCAUUUAUGAACAUUUCGCUUCCAUUCUCACAUCCCGGAUGCAUGGAGAAGAAAGGGAACGAGUCUAAAAGAGUGAGAGGCAGAUACGUUAGUGUUGAGAGAGUCCAGGAGAUGGACAAGGGUAGACAGGUGGAAUGGAGAAUGGCAACGAGCAGCGAUGCCGGAGGCAAUAUUCCUCGCUUUGUGACGAACUCCUCUCUGCCUAACAGUAUUGCGGAAGAUGUGCCGAGCUUUUUGUCAUGGAUGGUGAAUCGCUUCCCUGAAGGCGGUGAAGUGGCAUCUGAACACGUCGAUGCAACAUAAAUGAUAAUCCGUUAGAAGAAGUUGCUGCUGUUCCCUCAGCUGAAAAUGCAUAGUUAUGA